This is a messenger RNA of Bipolaris victoriae FI3, 459 nucleotides long. RefSeq lists its product as hypothetical. Bases 1 to 459 code for a protein of 152 amino acids. The transcript is spliced from 2 exons. Lineage: Eukaryota; Fungi; Ascomycota; Dothideomycetes; Pleosporales; Pleosporaceae. The record is from RefSeq and is a predicted model, not a curated record.
AUGCAUGGUGUCGAUGAUGUCAAACCCAGGCCAUGGCAGGGCCAGCACCCACCAAGCCGUCGACUGCAUCCAUGGCCCCAGAUGGACCACAGGGCUGCGCGGCCAUGUCUUGCAUGUCACCACUUUGCUGCUCCAGCCGUGUCCAAGCCGCCGUUGACGACCUCUUGGUACGCCUCAGCUCUUGUUUCGUGGUGCUGGGCGCUGCUCCGCCCCGGUACACGCCUCGUCGACAUGGGAUCAGAUGACGGCUGCCUCAAACGCAUUGCAGACAAGUCGUCCAAGCACUCCCAGAGGCCCGUCUGUCUGUCUUACUUAUUCAUGCGCCACACCCAAUCCACACCCGCCACCGCCGUCGCCACACCACCCCUCUACACUACUAUCCGCGCCUUCCGUCUUAUCGUCCCACACACACUCGGACUCGGACUUGCUGAUAGACCGCCACCGGCUCAACAAUACUAG